UUAGUUUGAAAAGCGCUGGAUGAUUAUCCCUCUCCUAUUUCAAGACGUUUUAGCUAAGAAAGAUUUAGUGAUGUACGUUUUACAGAGCCGACUGUCUUGAAGUUACGAAACUGUUUGAAUAUAAUUUCAAAAGUAUUGUUUUUAUGAGGUAGCUCGCCAGCGCAGCCACGCAAAAUGUGAAAUGGAGAUGUCAAGAGUGUGGAGUCCACGAACCUGGUCUCCCUGAUAAAACAAUUGAAGGAGGUCCUUGUAGCAAUAGACUGACUACAGACUCCCACCUUUGUGAUUUCCCAUGCAAAACGGCUAAACAAAUGCCUGAAGUCAGGAUCCCUAAUGCCGCAACAUCUCCCUAGUCCUAACUAUAACUUUCUCUCCACUUUUCCAUUUUUCAAGACAUCAGAUUCCCAUUCUUGAACCUGCCGAACUCUUCUAAUCCUGUCCCCAUCCCUUCUCCGUGACCCGGCAGCAUUGAAAUGCUGGGUUGUUUGCCUCGUAGGAGCAUGUCUCACAGACUGAGUAUAUUGCUGGUGCUCUUCGGCUUGGCCUGGUGUCUGCUGCUGCUUCACUACACUGUCACACAACCACGCCGCCAGAGCAGUGCAGAACUCCGCCAGCAGAUCCUUGAGCUCAGCCAUCGCUAUGUGAAAGUACUCAGCGAGGAGAACAAGAACCCCUCACGGCACCACGGCACCUCCAUGGCAGGAUAUGCUGAUUUGAAGAGGACAAUUGCUGUGCUGUUGGAUGAUGUUCUCAAUCGUUUGGUGAAGUUGGAGGGGAAAGUGGAAGCUGCUGUGAAUGCAUCAAUGCACAAUAUCUCCCGUCCUCUCCUUGCUGCAGGAGUCAAUGUUUCCAGGCCCAACAAACACAACAUGCCUGCCCACCGGCCAGAUGUACACCAGCGAAGUAACCCUCUUCAGUUCCACCCACAAUCACCUGAUCUAUCACAUAGAACGCACUCUUUAAAAUAGCAAAUGGUGGCGAUGGACAUUUUAUAUGCCACCACAUCAAAGACUGCAAUAUACAGAUAUAUUUUUAGACUUCAGCAGCAUUUAGACAUCGUUUUUGCUUUGUGCACAUGAGCUCCAGCUUGAUUGUUUUGUCUUUAAUUCAUGGAUCACAAAAUAUUUGAUAAUUUACAGUAUGCGUGUUUUGGAAGAUUAGAACUGAGAGAGUGGGACAUGAGUGUAUUUGUAUUUAUAUCAGAUUGAGUGUUUCAUAAUGUAUCUGCAAAAGGCUCUACAAUCAAAGGUAAAAUCUCCACAGCUACUGUAGCUAACAGUUUGUAGUGCCCUUAGAUGGAUUCCUGAGCAAAGGUUUACAUGUGAGAUUAAUUGUUAGGAUUCCACACAUUGCUGUGCUUUACCAAUUGAAGAGUGGAGGAAGUUCAAAUCCACAGAAUAUUUAUGUACUCCAUCAGUAGUUGGUUGAUGUCUGUAUUACAGAUUGAUUGUUAAUUUAAGAAUGGGGGAAUAUACCUCAGUUGCUUUCAAUUCAUAGAAAUGAAUCCCAACAAAGCUGAAUGCAGCAGUUAAUUUUCCAGAAAGAAUUGUGCCGCAGCCAUCAUGACUGACUUAUAAAUAUAAUAAAAUAUGUACCAGUAAGAUCUUUAAGAGUUCUGUCAUUUCACUGUAAGCAAGACACAGGUUAAACCCAUAAUACAAACUUUGUAUAUCCUCACAAAACAGUACUCUGGAGGUACCAUGAUGCAGUGAUGUAUGGUAAUACUGUACCAUGGUACGCUGAUAUACACCAUGAUAAUGAAUGCGUAUCUUGUUCACUUACCAUGUUAUUUCUGUUGUCACUGUAAAUGAGGGUUUACUUAGGGCCCCCAUAUGCACAGAAACAGACUUGUCUCUCAUCCUUUCACAGAUGACUAACCCUCAUGUCAUCAUAGAUGUGUAUGACUUUAUUCAGCAGAACACAAAUUAAGAUAUUUAGAAGGAUAUUUCAUCUCUUUAGGUCCAUACAAUGCAAUUGAAUGGGUAUUAAAUCUUUGAAGCUCGAAAUGUACAUAAAGGCAGCAUAAAAGUAAUCCAUACGAUUUGAGUGGUUAAAGCCAUGUCUUCAGAAGAGAUAUAAGUGUGGGUGAGACAAAUAUUUUAUAUUUGAUCAUCAUUCUCCACCUUCUAGGGCACCUAUUAUGCCCCUUUUCACAAGAUGCAGUUCAAAUCUUUGGUGUCCCCAGGACAUGUCUGUGAAGUUUCAGCUCAAAAUACCCUACAGAUCAUGUAUUAUACCAUGUUGAAAAUGCCAAUUUUUGGGUGGGAAUAAAAACGAGCUGUCUUAAAAUGCAAAUGAGCUGGUGCUCCCCGCUCCGUAUCCAGAAUAGGGUGGAGUUUUGACGUCUCUGCUAGGAUAACUAGACAUCAUAAGCAAUAUGACAGAGCAAAAAUAGUGGUGUUCAUCCCCUAUAUGUUUGAACUAAUGAGGGAGAGACUCCUUCUUGGACUUUGAGAAUGAACCAGGAAGUUUCUGAAUGGAUAUUUGAUCAAUUUAUUUAUUUGUUGUAGAGCUUUUCAGCAGUUUUGCAGUGAUGGAUGAGCAACACACACAAAUACUGUUACAACGUUCGCUGAAACAACACACACAAACAAAGAUGUCCAUCGGCACUGUCCAUCUGCAGUCGUUUGUGUGUUGGUUGCACUGCAUACCAGCACACAUUUAUGUUUAAACACCAUGUAAAAGUGAAUUUUGCAUAAUAGGUUUAAUUUUCAUAUGCUUCUGUUUUUGGUGAUCUGCAUUCUUCGUGCAUAUCGCCACCUACUGGUAUGGAGGAGAUAUAGAAUGAAUAAUAUUUCAAUAUUGUAGAUAGAUAGGCCAGUGGUGGCUCAGCGGUUAAGGCUCUGGGUUACUGUUGGGCCCUUGAGCAAGGCCCUUAACCCUAUCUGCUCUAGGGGCACUGUUUCAUGGCUGACCCUGUGCUCUGACCCCAGCUCAGUUGGGAUAUGUGAAAACAACUGCAUUUUAUUGGCUCUGUACCUGUACUCUGCACAAUGACAAUAAAGUUGAAUCUUAAUCUUAUCUGUUUCUCCCCCACACAUAUCAAAAGGAGGAUUACUGUCAUAACAUGCUAGUUGACCGUUAAGUUCUCUCCUAUGGUAAAAACGUGGAGGUUGUUAUGGGAGUAUAAAGGAUCUCUAGUAAUGUUCAACUAGUAUGAUAACUGACACCUACCUGUUGCAAAAUUGACUGAGUUCUCUUAAAAACAGCAAUAGAACUAUUCACAGUUGCACCGUCUUUGAUUUUUAAUGGGAAUGACAACGAGGCUAUGAGGGAUAGACUUACCAUCUCCAAGUUAUUUGUAGUAAAUGCCACACAUGUCCAAAAGGAUUGUUUUGUUCUUAUUUAGUUCUGUCUAUCUCUCUGUCUGUCUUGUUUGUCUAUUUCUCUAUCAUCUACAUUAUCUGUCCGUCUAUCUAUAUAUCUACUGUGUCUAUCCAUCCAUCUAUCUAUCUACUAUAUCUGUCUGUCCAUCUGUUCAUCCAUCCAUCUAUCUACUUUAUCUGUUUGUCUAUCUAUCCAUCCAUUGUAUCUGUCUGUCCAUCUAUCUAUCUACUUUAUCUGUUUGUCUAUCCAUCCAUCCAACUAUCUAUCCAUCCAUUGUAACUGUCUGUCCAUCUAUCUAUCUACUUUAUCUGUCUAUCUAUCUACUGUAUCUGUCAGUCUGUCUAUCCAUCCAGUUAUCUGUCAUCCAUCUAUCUAUUUAUCUGUCUACUGUAUAUGUCUGUCUAUCUAUUCAUUGUAUCUGUCCGUUCGUCUGUCUAUCUAUCAAUCAGGUACAUUUGAUAUGUAAUUUGUGUUGAGUAAAUAUGUUGUUUAUUGUAAAUUGUUAUAUGUCUCGUCACUGUCAUGACUGCUAUGUUAUGCACACAAGACUUUCACCUACUGUUGCACUUGUGUAUA
This is a messenger RNA of Xyrauchen texanus (razorback sucker), 3903 nucleotides long. Its product is annotated as coiled-coil domain-containing protein 126-like. The record is from RefSeq and is a predicted model, not a curated record. The transcript is spliced from 3 exons. NCBI's taxonomy places the organism in Eukaryota, Metazoa, Chordata, Actinopteri, Cypriniformes, Catostomidae. Bases 474 to 968 code for a protein of 164 amino acids.